CCGGAGAUCCAUCCCGUCCACGUCCAUCUCUUGGGUUGUGUAAGUCACCGGAGACAUCAACCCGCCAAAUCAUAAUCACCGACCUUCUCAGCCGUCGUCCACAAACCUCGCACCUCUACCUCUCCAUCUUCAACUCCCCGCGACUCUCCAACCGGGCCACCAUCGCCGCCAUGGCCCAAUCCACCGCCCACCGCCGCCUCCUCCAAGAGUACCGCGCCUUGACAAAUAACCCCCCAGAAGGCAUCACCGCCGGCCCUGUAUCCGAAGACGACCUCCUCCACUGGGAAGCCCUAAUCCAAGGACCCGAAGGAACCCCAUUUGAAGGCGGCGUCUUCCCCGCCGAGCUCAAGUUCCCAAAGGACUAUCCUCUCGCCCCGCCGACCAUGAAGUUCCUCGUCGACAUGUGGCAUCCGAAUAUCUACCCAAGCGGCCUAGUCUGCAUCUCCAUCCUCCACCCGCCCGGCGACGACCCAAACCACUACGAACACGCCUCGGAGCGCUGGUCCCCGAUCCAGUCGGUCGAAAAGAUCCUCAUCUCCGUCAUGAGCAUGCUCGCCGAGCCAAACGACGAGAGUCCCGCCAACGUCGAGGCCGCGAAAAUGUGGCGCGAGAGGAGGACAGAGUACGAGCAAAAGGUCCGUGACGGCGUCCGGCGGUCGCUCGGCCUGUAAGCCUAUGCUGGACUUCUGAGAUGUAUACAGAGAAAAUAUGCAGGCGAUAGAGCGGAUGUUCGAUGCGGACUACGUAGAGAGCGAGGCCGCCGUUCUAUAAACGAUCAAUGUACGCAGACAUAAAGGAGGUGCGGUCAACACUACAAGCAUAGCACGGCGUUUGGGGAAUUAAUCAAAUAUGGCU
Molecule: messenger RNA, 855 nt
Organism: Colletotrichum godetiae
Lineage: Eukaryota; Fungi; Ascomycota; Sordariomycetes; Glomerellales; Glomerellaceae
Product: ubiquitin-conjugating enzyme E2-18 kDa
Exons: 2
Coding region: 171-671 (166 amino acids)
Cellular component (GO): endoplasmic reticulum; cytosol
Source: RefSeq, a predicted model, not a curated record